UUUGCCGAUGAUCACCCAGGAGGAGCAGAGACCAUUGUCGAUGUAGCAGGACAAGACGCUACCAAUGAUUUUGUAGAUACUGGUCACUCUGAAAAGGCUGUAGAAAUGUUAAAAGAUCUAUACAUUGGUGAAUGUUCAGAUUCUAUAAAAAGAUUUAGUAAAUCCUAUAAAGAUGAAAUCACCAAAUCAAAUAUUACACCAGUUGCACCAGAUACAACCUCUUCUUCUACUACUACUACUACUAAAACAAAUGAAUCAUCCAAUUCAUCAUCUUCUCCAUCUCCUUCUUCUCCUUCUACCUCUUCAUCUUCAUCCAAUUCAAUUUUAAAUUAUUCAAUUAUUGGAAUGAUUGUAUUAAUAGGAUCAAUUGGAAUUUAUCAUUUAUUAAAAAAGAAAUAA
Messenger RNA from Cavenderia fasciculata, 399 nucleotides. RefSeq lists its product as uncharacterized. NCBI's taxonomy places the organism in Eukaryota, Evosea, Eumycetozoa, Acytosteliales, Cavenderiaceae. The transcript has a single exon. The annotation marks the transcript as partial. Gene Ontology annotation, molecular function: heme binding. The record is from RefSeq and is a predicted model, not a curated record. Gene Ontology annotation, cellular component: intracellular membrane-bounded organelle; membrane.